AUGAAGAAGCCUCUCUGCUGUAUGCUGUUUUUGAUUUCUUCUUGGGGUUUCAUCUUCUCCGCUGCUGUCAAGACAGUGCAGAUGCAAACAACAGCUGCAGCAAACAACAGCGGCGCCUGCUUGAGGGGCCUCCCUUCUCUAUACUCGCAGCGUUGGGGGUUUAAGACGGGGUUAUGUCCAUUUAAUACACCAGGUUGCUGCUUUGUGCUGCAGCAACAAUGCCAGAAAAGGAAGCAGGCAAGACGCAUGCAGCGCGCCGCUGCAGCACCUGCAGCAGCUGCAGCAGCUUUUGCUGCUGAUCGCAUGCAUCGCUAUCUCUCAACUGCCGCUCUUCGGGUAAGAGAAAAUAAUUCAAGAGCCGCGAGUGCAUUUCUGGCUCCUAAUAGGUCCCUUCAGCAGAACUAUGUGCAGCAGCAGCAGCAGCAGCAGCAGCGGCAUCAGAAGCAGCAGCUGCAGCAGCAGCAACCGCGUGGUUUUCAGGCCCAGCCAGAUGCAGGCGACAGCAGCUGCAGCACAAGGAGCAGCGUCAGCAGCACCAUAACCGCAUGCAACAACAACAGCAGCAGCAGCAGCAACAACAACAACAUCCAGUGCAGCAGCAACUUCCGCCUAGACUUUAUGAAUGAACACCAAUUUGGGGUGUACAUACACCUGCCCUUUUGCCUGCGUCGCUGUCAUUUUUGCGCGUUUCCAAUUGUGCUGCUACCUAACAGCAGCAAAGCAGCAGCAGCAGCAGCAGCAGAAGCAUAUCUUCCGCUGCUGCAGCAGGAGAUGACGACGGUGUUCGAAGCGUUCUUGAAGCCGCACAGACAACGUGUGCAGCAGCUGCAGCAGCUGCUGCAGCAACAGCACGGCGAGCCGCAGCAGCAGCAGCAGCAGGAAUCUGUGCUUCUAGAAGAUAUUCAGGAGGCAAUGAUGGUAGCCUUGUCUCCACCAUCAGCUGUGAACAGAUCAAGCAGCAGAUAUGCUGUUGCUCCAACAGCUGCAGCAGCUGCGCCUGCUGCAGCAGCUGCAGCAGCACGAGGCAAGCGGCUGCUGCGCUCUGUUUAUUUCGGUGGGGGGACUCCUUCCUUAAUGCCACCGAAGAUGCUGCAGCAGUUGCUGCAGCAAAUUGAGACCUUCGAGGCCGAUCUGCAGCAGCUGCUGCUGCAGCAGCAGCAGCUGCGUGACGCACUGCAGCAACGCCCUCUGAAACGAAAGGAAGGCACGCCUUUGUGGGAGCGGCAGCAGCAGCAGCACCAGCACCAGCAGCAACAGCAGCAACAGCAGCAACAGCAACAGCAACAUCAGCAUCAGCAGCAGCAGAAAGAACAGCCUGAGGUGUCAAUAGAGAUAUACCCAGGUACGCUGGAUGAAGAGCGGCUGCAGGCCUACUUAUCUUUGGGGGUUAAUCGCUUCUCUUUGGGUGUCCAGACACUGCACGAGCCAACACUUAAAGUCCUAGGCAGGUAUCCGGCAAACAUGAUGAGCAGCAGCAGCAGCAGCAGCAGCAACAACAGCAGCAGCAGCAGCAACAGCAGCAGCAACAGCAGCAACAGCAGCAGCAGCAGCACCAACAGCAGCAGCAGCAGAAGCAGGGCGCCUAGCCACAGUCGGGACAGUCUGCAUGCGCUGCGUUUGCUGCGAGAAAAUAAUUUGCUGCACCAGACCUCCGUCGAUUUAAUUUUCAGUGUACAGACACCUCAGCAGCUGCUGCGCGACUUGCGGCUGCUGGCACGGCUUCGUGUUGCGCAUAUAUCUUUAUACGAACUCCAGCUCGAUGAAGGCUCGAGAUUUUACCGAAGGCCUCCAAAGGGGCUGCCUGAUGCAGACACCUCAGCUGCUGCUCUCCGUGCUGCCUCUAGGUUAGCCGCUGCAGCAUUUGCUGCAACAUCUGCUGCAGCACCUGCUGCAGCGAAUUGUGCAAUAGAUUCCGCAGCAGAUACUGCAGCAGAUGCCGCAGCGAGUGGUGCAGCAUCUGCUGCAGCAGCAAAUUUGGGGUGUAUGCAGAGACAGAGCCGACCAGGCACCGCUGCAGGAGCAGCAGGAGCGCUCCAGCAAUACCAGCAGCAGCAGCAACAACGGCAGCAGCAGCAGCAGCAACAACAACGGCAGCAGCAACAGCAACAGCAGCAACAGCAGCGACAACAGCAGCAGCAGCAACAACAACGAAAACAGCACCAGCAGCAGCAGCAACAGCAACGAGAACGGCACCAGCAGCAACAGCAGCAACAGCAGCAGCAACAGCAGCAACAGCAGCAGCAGCAGCAGGUGUAUACAUUCGCAGAUGUACUGGAGCUGCGGGACUGUGUUUGGCUUUGGGCUGGGCGCUUCAUCUUUUCUCAGAGGCCAAAGACAAACAAAUCCACCGAAGUAAGCGCAGACGGAUGCAGCUUUAACUUUUCUUCUUAUAAGUCGUUCCUUCGAGAAGAAGACGCUCAAACAAAAAUUUUAUCUGCAAAGACACAGACACUGCAGCCCAUAAUUAAAAACUUCACAAGGUGGGCGUACACCCGAAUACAAGAGAUGCUGAUGCUCGGCCUACGCACUUCCGAUGGUGUUGAUUUGCUGCAUCUCUUUGCCCUUUCAAAAGCAGCAGCAGCAGCAGCUGCUGCUGCUGCUGCUGCUGCUUCUGCAGAACCAGCUGCACGAGCCGAUGCAGCAGAUAAUGCUCUGCAGCUCCUGCUGCAGCCAGCAGCAACGAUGGAAGAAGUGCUGCGCUGCAGCGCGGCAUUUGCAAACCGCUGGGCAGCAGAACAUUCAGCAGCAGCAGCAGCAGCAGCAGCAGAAUCCCCAGCAGCACAAACAACGACAUCUAUCAGAGACGGAGACGCAGUGUUGCUGCUGCUGCAGCAAGUGCUUCCUUCGGUGUUGUGGGGUGCAACAGAAUAUCUGCGUAACCCUGAAGUAGCAGCAAUUCGGCUGUACGUACACCCGAGUAAUUCAGUCUUUGCCCAAAGCCUCAGCAGCGCAUCUCCCUAUGUUUUUGAUCGAAGUUCUGGGGCUGCAUGCAGUUUGCUAUCAGCAGAUGCAGAGAGAGAAGAGAUCUGCAAGCUGCUUAAAACUGAAGUAGAGGGAGAAGGGAGGCUGCUGAGGGUUUCAGAGAGAGACACAGCAGCAGCAGUAACAGCAAAAGCAAUGCGGCUUCUUCAUGCGCUGGACGUACACCGCAGCGGCUCCAGCAGCAGCAGCAGCAACAGCAACAGCAGCAGCAGCAGCAACGUCAGCUGCCGUUUGCUGCUGAAGGCCCCUGAUGGUUUGCUGCUGAGUGAUGCAGUUGUUAGAGAUAUAUUUACACACCUUGACUUUGUCUGCAAACCGAUAGAGACCCUGCUGCAGGAAGAAGAGGAGUAA
Molecule: messenger RNA, 3333 nt
Organism: Eimeria acervulina
Lineage: Eukaryota; Apicomplexa; Conoidasida; Eucoccidiorida; Eimeriidae
Product: radical SAM domain containing protein, putative
Exons: 5
Coding region: 1-3333 (1110 amino acids)
Biological process (GO): porphyrin-containing compound biosynthetic process; phosphatidylinositol metabolic process
Cellular component (GO): cytoplasm
Molecular function (GO): 4 iron, 4 sulfur cluster binding; phosphatidylinositol kinase activity
Source: RefSeq, a predicted model, not a curated record